Megalops cyprinoides (Indo-Pacific tarpon) is the source of this 4002-nucleotide messenger RNA. RefSeq names its product inactive phospholipase C-like protein 2. The transcript is spliced from 6 exons. Gene Ontology annotation, molecular function: phosphatidylinositol-4,5-bisphosphate phospholipase C activity. Gene Ontology annotation, biological process: intracellular signal transduction; lipid metabolic process. NCBI's taxonomy places the organism in Eukaryota, Metazoa, Chordata, Actinopteri, Elopiformes, Megalopidae. The coding region runs from base 358 to 3738 and encodes 1126 amino acids. The record is from RefSeq and is a predicted model, not a curated record.
CGGCGCUCCGAAGGAAACAGAUUUAGAUCACGCCUGUGUUUAAUAAUAGGAGUAAAGCGAAAGUACGUUCGAUGACUGUCAGUUAUCUUUUUAUAAGCUCUUUUUCAUGUCAUGUAAUCGCUGCCGACGCAUGCAUUUUGGUUUAGGCAUUCAAAAUCUGAGGGAAACAUCUGCUUGAUUUCACAUAACGACGAGAAAGAGUUGGAAGAGUCUGACUGUCCAAUCUGUGUAUCUCAGCACACCGUCUACUGUAUCAGUGCUGUUAUUGCACACGCCUGGAGUGUCUCACGGAUUCUUGGCUACGUUUUUUAAACAAAGGGUCAGUGCUUAACGAUUUGUCAAUUUAGCAAUGUUCGGAUGAUGGCUGAAGUACAGGCUACAGAAAAUGCAUCGGGACCUUUGUUGAAUCCUACAACUGCUCCGGCACAAGUCGCAGCAGAAACAGUGGGAUUAAACAAGAAUGACGCCGUGCUUCCCCCGUCCAGUGCCCGGGCAUUCCUAGACGUUGCGGCGGCCGCCGUGGCUACCGUGCACCCGGUUUUCGGAUCCGAGGUUGCGUACACUAAUGGAAGAUUCAAAGAGCACGGGAGUCCCAGGAUUGGCAGCCGUAGUCGGGAUAAUUCAGCCGAGAGGAAUCAGGGCGUGGUGAACACACCUUGCGGCAUUAUGAAGGAUGGCUCCAAGCAGAAGCAAGUGCGCAAGAAGACGGUGUCUUUCAGCUCCAUGCCCAAUGACCGCAAGAUCAACAGCACGGCCGCCUGCAUGGCCUUCAUGAUGGAGGGCUGCGAGAUGAAGAAGGUGCGCUCCAACUCCCGCAUGUACAACCGCUACUUCCUGCUGGAUCCGGACAUGCACUGGCUCCGCUGGGAGCCCUCCAAGAAAGACUCGGAGAAGGCCAAGCUGGAGAUAAAGAGCAUCAAGGAGGUGCGGCUGGGGAAGAAGACCCCGGUACUCCGUAGCAACGGUCUGUCUGAUCAGUUCCCGGAAGAGUGCGCUUUCUCCAUCAUCUACGGGGAGAACUAUGAGUCCCUUGACUUAGUGGCCAGCACACCCGAUGUGGUCAACACCUGGGUGAUGGGCCUGCGGUAUCUGGUGUCCUAUGGCAGGCACACAGUAGACAUUGUUGAUCCCAGCCAGCCCAGUCUGAGGACCUCCUGGAUAGGGUCAGUGUUCGAGAUGGCUGACGUGAAGAAGGAGGGCCAUAUCGACCUCUCCAGAGCUACCCAGAUCAUCAAGGGCCUGAACCCCGGCAUGAAAGCAUCCCAGAUAGAGCUCAAGUUCAAGGAGCUCCAGAAGGCCAAGGACCAAUAUGGGGAGGCAAUAAACAUCGAUGUAUUCAUUGAGGCCUAUUGUGAGCUAUGUACAAGGCCAGAGAUAUUCUUUUUAUUGGUGCAGUUUUCUAGCAACAAGGAGUACCUGGACUGUAAGGACUUGAUGCUCUUUGUGGAGGUGGAGCAAGGAAUGGAAGGGGUGACAGAGGAGAUGUGCAGGGAUAUUGUCCAGAAGUAUGAGCCAUCUAUAGAUGGCAGGGAAAGGGGCUACCUCUCCAUUGAUGGCUUCACACACUACCUCCUCUCCUCUGAGUGUCACAUCUUUGACCCACAGCACAAACUGGUCUGCCAGGACAUGACACAGCCCUUGUCCCACUACUAUAUUAACUCCUCACAUAAUGCCUCCCUCCUGGAAGACCACUUCUGGGGUUCCUCAGACAUCAGCAGUUACAUCAAGGCCCUGAAGAUGGGCUGCCGGAGUCUGGAGAUGGUGGUCAGGGAUGGUCCUGACAAUGAGCCCCUUAUUUAUGUGGGAAGCUCAGUUGCCUCCCAGUUAGCCUUCUGCAGAGUCUUGGAAAUCAUUAACCAGUAUGCCUUUGAAUGCUCAGAGUACCCCUUGAUUAUCUGCCUGGUGACACACUGCUGCAUCCACCAGCAAAAGGUCAUGGCACAGCACAUAAAAAAGAUCCUGGGGGAGAAGCUGUAUGUGGGCCCUCCAAGCUUGGAAGAAAAUUACCUGCCGAGCCCUGAGAAACUGAAAGGAAAGAUUCUACUCAAAGGCAAGCGGUUGCCACCCAACUAUCCAGAUUCUGAGGGCGAUGUCACGGAUGAGGAAGAAGGAAUGGAGAUGUCCAGAAGAGCUGGGACAGCAGAGAAGGACCAGCUGAAUGGGAUUGGCUGUAAAAGGCUAAGGCUUUGCAAAGAUCUUUCCGAUCUUGUGUCGCUGUGCAAGUCAGUGCAGUUUAGAGACUUUGAGACCUCAAAGAGGGAGCAAAAAUACUGGGAGAUCUGCUCUUUCAACGAAGUUGAUGCCAACAGAUUUGCCAAUGAAUACCCCGAGGACUUUGUUUCCUACAACAAGAGGUUCCUCUCCAGGGUGUACCCCACCCCGAUGCGGAUCGAUGCCAGCAACAUGAACCCUCAGGACUUCUGGAAAUGUGGGUGUCAGAUUGUGGCCAUGAACUUCCAGACGCCCGGACUGAUGAUGGACCUCAACCUAGGCUGGUUCCGGCAGAAUGGGAACUGUGGCUACGUGCUGCGCCCGGCCAUCAUGAGGGAGGAGGUGUCUUACUUCAGCGCCAAUGCCAGGGACUCCCUGCCGGGGGUAUCUGCCCAGCUACUGCACAUCAAGGUCAUCAGCGGGCAGAAUCUGCCCAAGCCGAGGGGCUCGGCUGCCAAGGGGGACGUGGUUGAGCCCUACAUCUAUGUGGAGAUCCACGGCAUCCCUGCCGACUGCGCAGAACAAAGGACUAAGACAGUGUCGCAGAACGGCGACAACCCCAUUUUUGAUGAGAGCUUUGAGUUCCAGAUCAACCUCCCUGAGCUGGCGGUGCUGCGCUUCGUGGUGCUAGAUGAUGACUACAUUGGGGAUGAGUUCAUUGGCCAGUACACCAUUCCUUUCGAGUGCCUGCAGCCUGGGUACAGGCAUGUCCCCUUGCAGUCGUUGACAGGGGAGUUUCUGCCAAACACUACACUCUUCGUGCAUAUUGCCAUCACCAACCGCAGGGGUGGCGGCAAGGCCCAUAAGAGGGGGUUGUCAGUGCGGAAGGGGAGGAAAGCCAGGGAGUACACCUCCACCAAAACCACGGGGUUCAAAAUCGUGGACGAGCUCUUCAGAGCAUCUACGCAACCCCUGAGGGAAGCCACAGAUCUCAGAGAAAAUGUACAGAAUGCCACAGUGUCUUUCAAAGAGCUCUGUGGUCUGACGCCAGCAGCCAACAUGAAGCAGUGCAUCUUGACCGUCUCAACCUGGCUACUGAACAGCGAACGUGCCCUGCGGGUCUCAGUCAACCUCACCGAGGCCUACCCGACCAUGGAGGCCCAGGGCCCCAUCCCAGAGCUGCUGCGCAAAGUCCUCACCGCCUACGACACGAUGAUCCAGACGAGCCGCACGCUGAUCGAGUCUGCCGACGUCGUCUAUGCCAAGCUCAUGCAGGCACAGCGAGCUGGGCUGGACUUCCACGAGGACCUCCACAGGAUCGGGGCCAAGGAGGGCCUGAAGGGACGCAAGCUUCAGAAGGCCAUGGAGAGCUACGCCUGGAACAUUACUGUGCUGAAGGGCCAGGCAGAUCUGCUGAAGCAUGCAAAGAAUGAGACCGUGGAUACCCUGCGACAGAUCCACCACGCCGCCCAGUCCUGCGGCCUCAGCAAGAACGGAGCCGCCUCAUCCCCCGAGCUGCCUCGCGCCCGCGCCGGCCUGGACGUCAUCCCGGAGAAUGAGAUGGGCAGCGACAACGGCUCCUGCUGACCGCCAGCCGACACCCACGAGCCUGAGCCAAUCGGGUGCACAGAUACGACAGAGGGGGCAAUGUUCAGGAGUGGACUUCUGUAGAGGUAUAGGCUGCAAUGGAAUAGGAGUGUGAAGGCGUAAGAGAACAGAGGGAUGGCAAGAAAGACAGAGACUUAGAGACAUGAGAGAGGUGUGAGGCUGUGAGGCAGAGUCAGCAGGCAGGCAAAAGAUAUCCUGUUUACAAGAGUGAGACAGAGGGAGGCCAGACACAGCAGGCAGAAU